UUUUUUUUUAUAUAUAUAUUGAUAAUGCCUGUUUUUUACUAUUGGUUUAUAGGACCAGUCAUUUUAUGGUCUCUUUUGACAGUCGGAAUUGUAUUCUGCAUAAUCAAGAGUUCAGUUUAUAGAUCAAAUAUUUCUUAUGCUGCUCUUACGAUUACUCUAUUUGGAUUGGUGUAUGCUAUCAUGAACAUCGUUAGCUCAGAUCAUUAUUAUUACACAGUGCCUGUCGCAAUUGGGUUUGAUUCUCUGCGUGUUUCAUUUGAAUCUUUACCUGGUCUGAUGGCUUAUCUACGCAUGUCUAAGCAAAUAGGCUACAAAACCGGCCGCUUUCUUGUUUAUUUUGGGUUUCUUUAUAUGAUUCCGGUGGUGGCCAUGGGUGUUAUAGUUACGUUUUUUGCUGUAGAAGAAUACCGAUCUCCAGAAAUUUUUGGAUUUGUUCUCCGUGUACAUUGCGGUUUUAUCACUAUAUUUCUAUUGCUUCUUGCAUUGUACUGGAAAAAGCUGCAUGGAAAAGUCAGGAUUACUUUACUUCUGUAUACCUUAGCUUAUGUCAUUUCAGAAAUAUUCUACUUGGUUACAACUUAUAAAGCUAGAAGGUAUUUUCCUGCAGACAUUGUCUCAAUUUUUCUUGUCGAAUUUCCGGUGGUGUUAUCUCUCAUGAUUUCGGUUCUAUAUGGACACCUUUGGACAAUGAAGAGACCCAUGCAAGACGAGAAAGUAGAAAUCAACGAAGAAAACAAGUCUUAAGGCUACCAGGUACAAGGAUUUAAAAAAUAUAAUACACGGGAAAACGUUUUUUUCUUUCGAGGGAUCAACGACAACAAACAGAUACAAAGCAACCCCUUUUGAAUAUACAUGUACAUGUUUCACACUAGAUAUCCUUCGAUAUAAAUACCUUAUUGACAUUACUGUAUAAAUAAACAAGUGCAUAAUUAUUCGAAAAUCAAA
Messenger RNA from Mucor mucedo, 945 nucleotides. RefSeq lists its product as uncharacterized. The record is from RefSeq and is a predicted model, not a curated record. NCBI's taxonomy places the organism in Eukaryota, Fungi, Mucoromycota, Mucoromycetes, Mucorales, Mucoraceae. Bases 25 to 744 code for a protein of 239 amino acids. The transcript has a single exon.